Messenger RNA from Coturnix japonica (Japanese quail), 4152 nucleotides. It is a transcript of the gene DCBLD1, whose product is annotated as discoidin, CUB and LCCL domain containing 1. The record is from RefSeq and is a predicted model, not a curated record. Gene Ontology annotation, molecular function: signaling receptor activity. Gene Ontology annotation, cellular component: plasma membrane. Lineage: Eukaryota; Metazoa; Chordata; Aves; Galliformes; Phasianidae.
UCCUCCCGCUUCCUCUCCCCACCCCCGGGCCGGGCGGGAGGCAGCGCUGCACCCGGCGGGCAGAGCGCGGCCCCUUCUCCGCCUCCGCGGCAACACCUGCGGGGAGGGGGAUGCCGUCGGGCGGCCGCCCCCCUGGGUUGGCAGGAGGGCCGGGCCCGGGGCCGCCCCUUCGAGUACGAGAGGAAGAGAAAGGAGCCGGAGGAAAGCGGGGAAGUUGUGUCUCGGAGGGAGCCGGAGCCAUGAGCCCCGCCGGGGGGGCGCGGGCCGCCCCCUCGCUGCUGUUCUCUCUGCUGUUGGCGGCUUCAGCCCCGCUCUGGCUGCAGGCGGAGAAGAUGGGAGAUGGAUGUGGGCACAUAGUGAUGUAUCAGGACAGCGGGACCCUGGCUUCCAAGAACUAUCCUGGGACAUAUCCAAACUACACACUAUGUGAAAAGAAAAUCCAAGUACCUCAGGGAAAACGCCUGAUCUUAAAAAUUGGAGACCUGGAUAUUGAAUCACAGAAGUGUGAAUCCAGCUACCUUACCAUCCUGAGUUCUUCAACUCUGCAUGGGCCCUACUGUGGUAACAUGAUGCCUGUCCCCAAAGAAAUCAUUCUGGACAGCAAUGAAGCAACUAUCCAUUUUGAGAGUGGAUCCCAUGUGUCAGGACGAGGCUUUCUGUUGUCUUAUGCCAGCAGUGAUCAUCCAGAUCUAAUCACAUGUUUGGAACGAGCAAACCACUACACAAAGACUGAAUACAGCAGAUACUGUCCUGCCGGCUGCAGAGAUAUAGCAGGUGACAUUUCUGGGAACAUAGAAGAAGGAUACAGAGAUACCUCACUGCUGUGCAAGUCAGCGAUACAUGCAGGCGUUAUUGCAGAUGAACUGGGCGGUCAGAUCAGUGUCACCCAGCAGAAGGGCAUCAGCCGCUAUGAAGGCGUUGUCGCCAAUGGUAUCUCCUCACAUGAUGGUUCGCUGUCAGAUAAGCGGUUUAUGUUUACUUCAAAUGGCUGCAACAGAUCUCUCAGUCUGGAAGAGGGAUUCCUCUCCAAGAGCCAGAUCACUGCAUCUUCCUACUGGGAGGAGACCAAUGAAUUUGGACAGCUAUUCCAGUGGUCUCCUGACAAGGCGUGGCUUCAAGUCCUGGAACUGGCUUGGGCCGCUAACCACAGCAGCAGUCGUGAAUGGUUGGAGAUAGACUUGGGAGAGAAGAAGAGAAUAACAGGCAUCAAAACUACUGGUUCUGGAUCCACCACGCAGAAUUUUAAUUUCUAUGUAAAGACGUUUACAUUGAACUACAGAAAUAACAACUCGAAAUGGAGAACUUACAGAGGAAUUCUAAGCAAUGAAGAAAAGGUAUUCCAAGGCAACUCCGACUCUGGUGACAUCGUACGUAAUAAUUUCAUCCCCCCAAUAGUGGCCCGUUAUGUGCGAAUUAUUCCUCAGUCUUGGAACCAACGGAUAGCAUUGAAGCUUGAGCUGAUUGGUUGUCGAAUAAUGCAAGUGAACAGUUCAUUUACACAUUCAAUGUGGCAAAAACCAAGUCAGAGCACAGAAACCUCCCUUGGAAAAGAAGACAGAACUGUUACAGAGCCCAUCCCAUCAGAAGAAACCAACUUAGGCUUAAAGCUUACAGCUAUAAUUGUCCCAGUCCUCAUAGUGCUGUGUCUGUUCCUGUUCUCUGGAAUUUGUAUCUGUGCAGCCCUACGAAAGCAAGAAGCCAAAGGACUUUCUUAUGGAUUAUCCAAUGCUCAGAAAUCAGGUUGUUGGAAACAGAUCAAGCAGCCCUUCACCAGACAUCAGUCAACUGAAUUUACCAUUAGCUAUAAUAAUGAGAAGGAGACACCACAAAAACUAGAUCUGGUCACAAGCGACAUGGCAGAUUAUCAGCAGCCUCUCAUGAUUGGAACUGGGACAGUAACGCGGAAAGGAUCUACUUUCAGACCCAUGGACACAGAAGAAGAGGGAAGAAGGGGGAGCGCAGAGUUUGAAAACCACUACCACUGCCCGCUCAGAGCCAACCGGCACGAGUACGCUCUGCCUCUGACCAGCCAGGAGCCCGAAUAUGCCACCCCCAUCAUCGAGCGGCACGUCACCAGGGAAAAUAACUUUCCCGCUGAAAAUGGCUACAACGUACCCGUAAUCUCCUCACAGAAACAUUCCCUUUCUGCCGGCAGUUUCUCUGGCUCAUGCAAGACUGAUGCCAGGAGUGGAGACUAUCAGACACCCCAGAGCGUAAUAAACUACGACAAACCUAAAGCCAAUGGUAUUCUGACCUCUGUGAGCUACAGUACGGACUACCAGAAACCUCAGGCAAACGUGCUAGGGAGCGAGGGUUACUCAACACCCAGAGACUGCCUGAACCCAAUAAGCCAGACAGCAAUGACAGCUCUCUUGUGAUCUGCUAAGCAAGAGAGACGUGGUGCACAGGAAUGUCGCUGCACAGCUUCCAAAGUGAAAACAGAGUUUUAAAGGAUUCUGCUGCAGAAGGCAGAAGGCAAACAAACCCUGUGUACAUAAUAUUGCAGUCUUGCUGGGUUCUGACAUCUGAAGAAAGCAUAUGCUGUUUAUCACUGUUUAUAUCAAAAGAGACGUUAUCAGUGAAGACUGUAUAUCUUAUUUUCUGUAACUGAUCUCAGUGCUCCGUUUGCAACGUGUGCAAUUUGUACAUAGCUUUUAUUUAAGGAGAGUUUCUUAAGUUUCCUUUUCACCUGUGGAAUUGGAAGGACAAAAAACAACAACAAACAAACCAGCUUCUGCAGAAAUAGCUCUCUCUCUCUUCCACCUGCUGUUGUACUGCAGCUGUAAAUUGUGUAUCUUACAGCUGUCAUGGUUCAGUUCCUCUCCUAUGAAAACUGAAGAUCAUCACUAUAGUCCCUUUUGGGACGGCAGAAGUAAAACUGCUUGAAGCGUGAAGUGUGCAAGAGAAGGCAGCCGAUCAUUUAAAUACCACGCUCCAUCUCACCUGCCCAGCUGCCUUCCAGCAGCAAUCUGUAGAUGCUUGAAUUUGAUCUAAUGUAUGAGCUGAGCCUAACUUGCUAUUCACAUCAAGUACACAUAGAAAAGGUGGAACAAGCUUUGGAUUCAAGCCAUAGCGAUCACCUUGCAGACACAUCUGCAAUAGAAACACGCCAAAAUGCUUUUUCAUUGAAUGUGUGUGGAACUAUAAUGUGAAUUUACUGCUAAGAAUCAAAUCCUGUUCAGGCCCUACCUGAUGCUGUUAAUGCUAAACUGAAAGGAAAUUUGUUCCUUGACACAAAACAGCUCUUCAUUGCUCCAGUAGGUAUUUUCCUUUCUGGCUAAAUAUUUCAAAUGGAAAUACUACACUAGAUUUGUAAAACUAAAAGACAACAUGGGUAUGGUUCAGUGUUGCAUUUAAAGGCAAGACAGUGGAUCAGCACAGUUGUGCUCAAAUAGGUUUUUUUCUUAUCCUCAAUUUAGACAAACUUGAAAAAGCUUGGGGCUGACUGCAACGCACAGCUGUUGGCUCCUCUUUCAGCAGAGGUGUCAUUGAAGCUACACAGCUUCAGGUUGGGACUGCAAUCAUCCUUUGCCCUCCUACCUGCAGCACUUGGCGCCUUACCUUGAAUUUGAAAGUAUGUCUCAGAAUAUACAAAAGUGAUAUUCUUCCGAGAGGGAAGAAUGGUGCUAUGGGAAAUUAGACUGGUAAAAUGUGAACUCUUGGAAAGUCAGUAUUUCAAGGCCUUGUGUGUUUCCUUGCAUGUAAGCUGGGGAUCUUUUGCAAAGGAUGCAGCAAAGAUUUCUUGUUUGUUCACAAAGUGCUUUCAGAUCCUGGGGUGGAAAGUGCUUUCAGAGUACAGAACAGCUGUAGUGAUACUAGGUAUAAAUAUUGCUAACUCGAGCCAUAUCCAACCUUAAGAACAGCUCUCAGUGGGUUUUUCGCAUUUGCUUGUUUUGUGGCCUCAGUGGUGCAGUUCUGUCACGCCGAUGCACAGUGCAUGCAACUUCCGUGCAAAGAAGAAAGAGCUGAGCUAACCUUGUAGUCCUCCCGUGUUUGCUGUCAAUACAGUUUCUGUGAAUUGUAUAAAACACCUCAGGUUCUGAAGUGAAGCAGCAGCAGCCUGUUUGUUAGACCGAGCUGGGUGGUGUUGUUUACCUUCUGUUGUUUACAUGUCUAUGUAAAUAAAGAACACUGGUAUUUGUAAAUCAGUCA